GUCAACUGUGUCACCUUUUGCCCUAAAUAACAUCAGAUGAAAAUACUCUCAAUAACAGUUCCUUAAAAUGAUCCGCGAUAGUAUUUCUUGCGCUCAAGUGCGAAAUAGGGCAGAACAAUCCCGACUGACGACAUUUCUACAUAAAAUGGAGAGGCAAAAAAAAGAGGAGAUGCGUGAGUUAAGCUGCAAGAGGAAGCAAUUUAGGUCUAGUUUUUCAAAGUUGAAUCUUCCUAGCCAGUACUCCAGCCAAUACUCUAAAGAGGUGUCCGAAGUGAAGAUGUAUGACCGCCAUAACCCAGGACUCUGCUACAGGAGAAAUGGUGGUCAGAAGAUCAUCUAUCAACUGCAAAAUACACCAUCUAUGGAUUAUAAGCAAAUUCACGAACUAGUUUUCACCGAUGGCGAAGUAGACAUCGAGAAGAUAAUAUGCAUUCAUCUAAUUUCUGCACACAGAAGUGAAACCCUAACACCACCAAAGAAAAGGAAAAUCAUAUGCAAAGAAAACUCGCCACAAGAACGACUACUAGAUAGGUCAAAAAAAGGGUUCAGCAACUAUCAGAAGUUGAACUCCGUGCUACCACUAUAUACUAUCGAGCCCUUAAAACUAGGCACCGUUGGUAACUAUACCGAUCCUCCGGUCAUAAAUGAUGGAAGACUUGCUGCCAGAUUGUUAGUGAACGACAAGAUCAGGGAGCUUUUGAGGUUCGUGAUCAACGGCUUGGAGAAGUCCAACAUAGAUAAACUUAAGCACAUGUGCAGUGUUGCUCACGACGAGGAGUAUGUUAAGGAUGUGCUGCAAAAUAAAAGGAAUAUGAAGUUCAUUGAAGCUCUGGCGGAGUUGCCCAUAGUAAAAAGCUGUGAAUCCUUUGUUCUCACUCCACCAUUCCGCAUCAAAUCGAACAGUUUGUUCAUCAAAACACCCAACGGCGCAUUGGAACGCAUCGUCAACCAAUUCCGUCAUGAAAUCCUGCAGCUGCCCUCCAGAAACCUUGUGAUCACCCAAUCGACGCCCAUUCAGAUCGAAGCAACCCCAAGGAAGAGCCCAAGCACCUGGUCAGCGCCUUGCGAGAGGUUGACUGUGCGUGAGUUCAUGGAUAAGGAUUUGGGUAUAGCCACCUCAAGAGGCUCAGAGGAAAAGGAUGCAGGUCGUAGAGAGAGCAGCAGCCGCUCCUCACAGAACUUCGUUCUGAAGAACAUCAGACAAGCAUCUAAAGCGAAAAGGAUAGAAUACGAUGACAGCGAUGAAAACAUAUUCACGAGGUCCGAGAGGAGGCAAUCUACUACCAAAACUCCUUCACCGCCCAGCUCUAUAAAACUUUCAGAUAUAAGAACAGAAGAAUCUAUUAACAUCUCCGGAUUAGAUAUGAAGUUGUCAGCGAUCAGCUCUUUCAUUACCGAAGACACAGAAAAAGAAAAUAUUGAGAACGAAGAGGAAGACACACCUGAAUGUGUCCACAAAGAACAAUCAGAUUCAAAAAAGCGUAAAUCAACUGAUGAUCCAGGCAUUCCCAAGCACUUUGUGAAGAAAGUCAUUUGUCCAGCAUGCAUGGCAAAAUGGAAAGCUGCCCCUCCCACACCAAAAACACCCAGAUUGAGAAAAACUGACGUACCUACAUUGAGUAAUCCAGUUUUUAAGACUAACGACAUCAACAGAAUAUCUCUGCUCAUCAGCAAAGAAGAAUUCAAGCUACAAUCGUACGAGAGAAGGUUCUCAUCAGAGAGCUCUGCUAAAGGUCAAGGAAAGAGAGAGUCAAUUGUCACUGAGAAUAUAGAAAACAUUUACAUCAAACCAAUGGAUCUGGUUAGGAUAGAACAAGAAAUAAGGGAAAAGGAGACCGAAAAGAAGCUUCAGAGAUUUUUGAACGGUCACAGUUAAAUAUUGAAGAAGCAAUAUAGUUUUGAGUUCGCUCGACAACCGACUGCAAUGCUAAACAUUUUACAGUCAGAUGUAUCAUAUAUUGGCUAAGAAUUGUUACUGUAGACAUUUUUUUAAAUAUCUGUAUACUUCAACUGUUAGAAAUAAAAAAUGUUCUGAAGCGUC
This is a messenger RNA of Acanthoscelides obtectus, 2041 nucleotides long. Lineage: Eukaryota; Metazoa; Arthropoda; Insecta; Coleoptera; Chrysomelidae. The record is from the annotation of a GenBank genome assembly.